Molecule: messenger RNA, 1625 nt
Organism: Myotis lucifugus (little brown bat)
Lineage: Eukaryota; Metazoa; Chordata; Mammalia; Chiroptera; Vespertilionidae
Gene: SLC35B4
Product: solute carrier family 35 member B4
Exons: 10
Biological process (GO): transmembrane transport
Cellular component (GO): Golgi membrane; endoplasmic reticulum membrane
Molecular function (GO): UDP-xylose transmembrane transporter activity; UDP-N-acetylglucosamine transmembrane transporter activity
Source: RefSeq, a predicted model, not a curated record
CCCAGCAGAGGCGGGACACGUCCCAGCACGGCGUAAGGGCGCGCGGCAUCCUGGGAUAUGUAGUCUGGCUGGGACCAGAGCGCCCCCUCGAAUGAAUGGGGUCGGGGCUGACAGUGAACUACAGCUCCUCUGGCCGGGAGCGUUGGUGGCGGCGCCGGGGAAGAGCGGCGCUCCGGGAAGGGACGAAGUUCUGUGCCACCGCCGAGGUAGUGGUCUAGGCGGGCGCUUCCUCCGCGCGCGCGCUCCCCUUCCCUGCGCCCGCCAUGCGCCCGCUCUUCGCGGUGGGCCUGGUGUUCGCCGGCUGCUGCAGUAACGUGAUCUUCCUGGAGCUCCUGGUCAGGAAGCAUCCAGGAUGCGGGAACAUUGUGACAUUUGCACAAUUUUUAUUUAUUGCUGUGGAAGGCUUCCUCUUUGAAGCCAAUUUGGGGAGGAAGCAGCCAGCUAUCCCAAUAAGAUACUAUGCCGUCAUGGUGACCAUGUUCUUCACGGUCAGCUAGGUGAACAACUAUGCCCUGAACCUCAACAUCACCAUGCCCCUGCACAUGAUAUUUAGAUCUGGUUCUCUAAUUGCCAACAUGAUUCUAGGGAUUAUCAUUUUGAAGAAAAGAUACAGUAUAUUCAAAUAUGCUUCCAUUGCCCUGGUUUCUGUGGGGAUAUUUAUUUGCACUUCCAUGUCAGCAAAGCAGGUGACUUCCCAGUCCAGCUUGAGUGAGAAUGAAGGAUUCCAGGCAUUUACAUGGUGGUUACUAGGUAUUGGGGCACUGACGUUCGCACUCCUGAUGUCCGCGAGGAUGGGCAUCUUCCAAGAGACUCUAUACAAACAGUUUGGGAAACAUUCCAAGGAGGCUUUGUUUUAUAAUCAUGCCCUUCCGCUGCCUGGAUUCAUCUUCUUGGCUUCUGACAUUUAUGACCAUGCAGCUCUUUUCAAUAAGUCUGAAUUAUAUCAAGUUCCAGUUGUUGGUGUGGCAAUGCCCAUCAUGUGGUUCUACCUCCUCAUGAAUGUCAUCACUCAGUACGUGUGCAUUCGGGGUGUCUUUAUUCUCACCACAGAAUGCACCUCCCUCACCGUCACACUCGUUGUGACUCUACGCAAGUUUGUGAGCCUCAUCAUCUCCAUCUUGUACUUCCAGAACCCUUUCACUGUGUGGCACUGGCUGGGCACCUUGUUUGUCUUCAUUGGGACCCUCAUGUACACAGAGGUGUGGAACAACCUGGGGAUCACAAGAAGCCAGACUCAGAAGGAGGACAAGAAGAACUGAGGCCUGCCUGGGAGACCAGGGUCUGGCUAAGGUCUGGCUGCCAUUUCUCUUUUGUUAAUGAGAAUUACCCCCAGCACUGAACCACCACGUACCAGAGAAUCCUCAGAGGAGGGGACUUCUCAGAUUUCACAUGGCUUUACAGACCAACAUGUGUAGACUCUGAACAGAAACCUUUCAACCCUGAAUUAGAAAAAAGAAUAGUUAUCUACUAUUGAACAACCAUUUGUUUACCAAAAUAUACAGUACUGUACUUGUUUAUUGAGUCCCAGAGCUACUCGUUUUAUAUCCAUGGUCUUGCACAAGACUCUCCAUUUUGUUGUUGUUCUGAUGAUUCUCUGCCAUAACAACCAUUAUCUCGUGUCCUCA